AUGGCGCAGAUCAUUGAGACGACCUUCACGAUAGAAGAAGAAAAUAACCAGAGGAAAGAUCCUACCCCAGCACCUAACUUAACGCAUCAGUGGAGAUGUCAGGUUGACGCGUCAUGGGUGGAGGCAAGCGAUGGAAUAGGAAUGGGCUUUGUCUUGUUUGAACAGGAAGUGGAGGUGUUAAGAGGAUGGUGCAAAGGACCACAAACAGAGACACCACUACACGCAGAGGCCGAGAGCUUAUAUUGGGCGAUGAAAGAAGUCAACAAACGAGGAUGCCUGCGCAUAAACUUUGAAUCUGAUUGUCAACAGCUCGUGCACAUAAUACAACGGAAGAAACACUGGCCUGCUCUAGAACCGGUUCUGGACGAAAUUAAAGCUAUGAAUGCUCUCUUUAAAGACUUAUCUCUUAUGUUUAUCUCUCGCUCAGCAAAUUUCCGUGCGGAUACUCUUGCCAAGGAGGCCCGAGCACGCGAGCAAUGCUUCAGCUUUUAUGAAGUAAAGGAUCCGAUUAGGCUAGCUAUAUAG
Molecule: messenger RNA, 525 nt
Organism: Brassica rapa (field mustard)
Lineage: Eukaryota; Viridiplantae; Streptophyta; Magnoliopsida; Brassicales; Brassicaceae
Molecular function (GO): nucleic acid binding; RNA-DNA hybrid ribonuclease activity
Source: RefSeq, a predicted model, not a curated record